Molecule: messenger RNA, 4373 nt
Organism: Drosophila ananassae
Lineage: Eukaryota; Metazoa; Arthropoda; Insecta; Diptera; Drosophilidae
Gene: Ets65A
Product: DNA-binding protein D-ETS-3
Exons: 10
Biological process (GO): regulation of transcription by RNA polymerase II; cell differentiation
Cellular component (GO): nucleus
Molecular function (GO): DNA-binding transcription factor activity, RNA polymerase II-specific; sequence-specific DNA binding
Source: RefSeq, a predicted model, not a curated record
UCUUUGAGCGCGCUGAACUGGUGCCUGGACGGGAUGAUCUGGUCGCCACAUUAACUUGGAGUGCGCGCUACCAAGUGCAACACGUCGCGGACGACAUAAUAUCGGUACUUUGCGGUCUAGAUUCGUCGGUCACACGUCGCCAAUAUCCCGUAUCCCAUAUCCCUAGACCAGGAAGAGCCAACCUUUCUUGGCCAGGACAAAAAGGAAAACAAACGCAGCAAAAAAGAGUGAAGUAAACGAGGAGCAGAGGCCAAAGAGGAGGCCCAGAGGAAAACUUGGACACAUACGUGCACGCCUAGCUUGUUGCUGGCUGUGGGCGUGGCAGAAAAACAAGGCUGAAAACAAACAUACACCCAUACAAUAGUAACAAUUCACAUGUGUCCUGCCAGUGUGUCGCGGAAAUUUUUGUGCGGAAAUUAUAGAAAUUUCGCUUUUUGAUUUCAUUUUCGUUCCGCUUUCGUUGGCCUCCCACCCGACACUCCUGCAGUCCUCGAGCGCCUCCUUUUCUGUCCCGUUAUUGUGCACCUGAGGAAAUGCCCAAGGAGCCCACCUUGGCUGCCGUCGGUGUCCAGUUGGACUCGUCCUUGCACUGACAAAUUUCCUUGCAUAUCCGUUCGAGAACUGAACGACGACUUGCGAAACCGUUAUUUGCGUGGCGCGUCGCUGUCGCGUUCACUUGUCGCAUAUCCGUCGCCAUUUUGACAAUAAUUUCAUUUCCGGUGUGCAAUUUGUACGCACUUGAGUUGAGUGAUUAACUGCAUUGAGCGAAGGCAAUAGUGUAGUGUUUUCAAUUCCAAGUUCUCCAGCGGAAGUUCGAAGCGGAGUAGUAUUUUCGGAUAAGCUCACUUUCCAAAACAAGCACAAUCCUGAGAGUCAAGUGGAAUCCCUUGUUUAGCCAACAGCCAGCCAUCGAGGCUCCCCAGGCGUGCGCCAUGUACGAGAAUUCCUGUUCGUAUCAGACGGCGCUGGACCUGAAGCGAGUCUCUCCGCCCUCCCUUGCCCAGGUGAAGACGGAGGACUGCCUGACCCUCGGGCAGUGUUCGCCGGACUGGACCUCCUACCGCUUCCAUCAGUCCACUUUUGAGCAGCUUAAGCAGAGCGUAGAGAAGGCAAAGGCAGCAUUGCAGGAUCGCAGCAGCUUUUUCGGAGCCGGUAGCGCAUUCAGCGACAUUUACUCCAGCCAGCGUUUAACGGAUAGCCUGGACACCCUGCCCGUUCAGUCUGGUAAUGGAACCGGUAACUGUCUCGGCCUCCCACACAAUCCCAAUGUCGGAGUGGGUGUCGGUGUCGGCGUAGGCGUGGCUGGGGUCCUUAACUACAAUACGGUUAGUAGCAGUACGGCCGGAGUCCUGGGCAGCAGCAGCGGCGUGGGCAGUGGGAGCGGUAGCAGCUUACAGCGGCACCGGUUGGACACGCUGCAACCGCCAGCCGGGUGUUCACCCGCCGGCACCCAGCACGGUGUCAUCACGUCCAGUGCCGGACAAGUUUCGUCCGGAACUUUGGAUGCGGUUAGUGCGGCUCCAGCUCUGCCAUCGCUAACGGCGUCCAGUUCGUCGCACGUGGAGCACAAAGUCAGGACAGAUAAAUCCUCGCUGGACUGCGCCACCACAUCAUCGCACGCCGCCGUUCCCUCGGCCUCGUCCUCGAGUGACCAGCAGCAGGGCAGGAUCAGCGGCAGCAAGAGCAAUAGCAACUCCACAGGAGCUGGCGGAGCAACAGCAUCUGGAGGUGGCGGAGGAACAGGAGCCGGUAACUCUUCACUCUAUUCCUCCUAUAAAUCGUCGUGGGGCUCCCACAGCUCGACCCAAUCACAAGGCUACAGCUCGAACGCCCUGAGCAUCAAACAUGAUCCCCACUCGCAACUACGGCAACCUGAUCCAUAUCAAAUGUUCGGACCCACCAGCAGCAGACUGGCCAGCUCAGGCUCCGGCCAGAUCCAACUAUGGCAGUUCCUGCUCGAACUGCUUUCGGACUCCAACAAUGCCAGCUGCAUCACUUGGGAGGGCACCAAUGGCGAGUUCAAGCUCACCGAUCCCGACGAGGUGGCCCGUCGGUGGGGCGAACGCAAGUCCAAGCCCAAUAUGAACUACGACAAGUUGAGCCGCGCCUUGAGGUACUACUACGACAAAAACAUAAUGACCAAGGUGCACGGCAAGCGGUAUGCGUACAAAUUCGAUUUCCAAGGCCUCGCCGCUGCCACCCAGCCGGCGGCCAGCGAUCCCACCUACAAGUACCAGAGCGACUUGUUCAUGACACCAUAUCACCACAGCGCCAAGCUCAGCUCGUUCAUGAGUCCGCAUCACGGGAUGACCUCAUCGUCGGCUUCCAUCUUCCCGUCGGCAGCCUCUUGGGGCAACUGGGGCAGCCCGGCCACGAACCUUUACCAGCCCCACUCGAUGGGCCAUGUGACGCCCUCCCACGUGGCGCCCCACCUGAGCAGCUAUCCCCACUACGCAUGACCAUCAUCGUCCGGUGGCGCCUUCUAAUAUGAGAGCAACGCCAUCGCCAGUGCCUCUGGCAUUGGCGGCGGCGGCGGCACCACAUCGACGGGCGUGGGCCUAGGCGUGACAGGGGGCGGGGGUGGCACUGCUGCCACCAGCACAGGUGUGGGAUCCACAUCCAGCAGCACAACAAGCAGCGGGGGAGCAGCCGGUGGGAGUGCAACUGGUGGGAUGAGCGGAUUUGGCGGGAGCUCCAAUCUAAAUGGCUCCCAUGUGUCCACCAGCGGGGGAGGGGGUGGAGGCGGAAGUGGUGCAGGAACCUCGGUGAGCAACAACCUUAAUAUUGCCACGGCCACCUUGACGGCGGCACCGGCUCAUACCAGUGCAGGAUUCGGCACCCUUGGCGGACUCAGUGUGACCGGAAUGGGCGUGGGGGUCGGAGUGGGAGUGGGCGUCGGAGUGGGCGGUGGCAACUCGACGCUCAACUCCCUGGUAGUGGGCAACCGGCUGAUGAACAGCAGCCUGCCCACGCUGCUCAAAUGAUGCCACUUGGAGAAGUUCGGACUGACGAUGGGCGCGGGGCCUUCGCCGCCGGCUGCCACGCCCGCCGCCUCCGUUUCCGUCGGUCUGGACAAUAUACCGCCGGCGUACCACCAUCCCGGACACACCGGACUUCCCGGACACGCCGGCAAUUACGGCGCCAACGAGCGGGCCCUCUACGAUUAUCUGGACAUGAAGAGCGGCGAGCAGGCCCCCUUUUUACUCUAGAGCCUAGGGCCUAGAGUCUAGACAAAAAGAAAUACUUGUAACCAGAACCACCAGAAAAGAUCCAAACAAACGAAACAAAAUCUUAACUUAACGCUGGCAGCAGAUAGGCUUGCAGCGGAUUUUAUUCAUAGGUAUUUAGCGAAUAUAAACCCACAACCCCCUGAAACCAAAAAGCAACCCUAAGCUCUUAAUAUUUUAUGUGGUGCGAGAGGAAUGGCGCCAGAGUUAAUGGAGCGGGUUAAUGGAUCCAACUCUCCACUACAAUACGAUUAAGAAAACAAUUCAAAUAGUUGGCAUUCGAAGCAACAAAAAACAUAAUAAUGAAAACAAAAGUCUCAGUGUUUUUAGAUUUUAGACCAGAAGAAAUAAGAAUAUAUCCUUCUCUCGAUUCACGCAACUUCAAAUAGAUCUAGACUUCUCCAAUUGUUGUUAGCAUUUGUGUGUGUGUAAAGCAUUUGUAAAUAGCCAAAAUAAUAGUAAUAUCAUUCCAAAGUCUAGCACCCAUCAGAAAUUAAAUGUCUAGCGUAGAACUUUGCUUCGAUUUACGAUCUGUAAAUAGGGAUUUCCAUACGCAAGGCCUAAAUGUAAAAAAUGUCUAGAAACUAACGUAGUCCCUUGUGUGUCUACAGUUGCACACAGGAGUACACAUUUUGGUUGCACAUUUCUUAAAUUUUCGUUUUGAGAUGGUUGACUGUGAUAGUUGAUUGUACAGUUAAAACUCUUACAUAUUUUUUAACAACCCUUAUUACAAACGAACAAAUAUUUAAAUAAAUUACGAUAACAUAUUACUCCCAACUCUAGACAUACUCUAUAUAUAUUUGUGUGUAAAAAAGGCAACUUUUUAAAUGUAAGUCAAACUAGUCUUUAUAGUUGUAAGUCAACUAUAAAGAUACGAGGCAUAUUAUAUAUACAAAUUAAAUAUGUAUAACUAUUUCAAUGUGUACUAAUCGUUAACGAUCUAAGUGUAUACAAUUUUUAAAUUCUGAAUGUAAGCUCUAAAAGGCGAAAAAAAACCAAAACUUCAGUAUAAAAAUGUUCAGAAAACAAGAAUCAUCAAUGCCCACACACCGAAACCCUCUAAGAAUUUAGUUAAUUUAAGACAAAACUUUCAACAAAAUAAAACCCAAUUCAAAACAGAGUCGGAUUCUUAUCUGUUACACCUUG